This is a messenger RNA of Arabis nemorensis, 1713 nucleotides long. The record is from the annotation of a GenBank genome assembly. NCBI's taxonomy places the organism in Eukaryota, Viridiplantae, Streptophyta, Magnoliopsida, Brassicales, Brassicaceae.
AUGGUUCUUUUUGCAACUCUUCUUCCUUAUUCUUCUGCUUCAACCACCCGUCGAUUUCACUUUAAUGUCGAAUGGAAAAAGGUAACUAGAUUGUGCCAUACUAAACAACUUUUAACGGUGAACGGACAAUAUCCGGGGCCGGCGAUCGUGGUUCACGAAGGUGACACCGUAGAAAUCAAAGUGACUAACCGGAUCGCUCAAAAUACAACAAUUCAUUGGCAUGGAUUAAGGCAAUACCGGACCGGUUGGGCCGAUGGACCGGCUUACGUAACGCAGUGUCCAAUAAGAUCAAAACAAUCAUAUACAUAUCGAUUCAAAGUUGAAGACCAAAGAGGCACACUCUUGUGGCAUGCUCAUCACUCAUGGCAACGAGCCUCCGUCUACGGUGCCUUCAUCAUCUAUCCACGACGGUCUUACCCCUUCGCCGGCCACAUUCAAUCCGAAAUUCCCAUUAUACUCGGGGAAUGGUGGAAUGAUGACGUGGACAACGUGGAGAAGGAGAUGAUGAAGACAGGAGAUGGGCCUAAGGUUUCCAACGCUUACACACUUAACGGCCUUCCCGGCCCACUUUACCCUUGUUCUGCCAAAGAUACUUUCACGGCGAACGUGGACGCCGGAAAAACCUACAUCCUCCGCAUAAUCAACGCAGCUCUAAACAACGAGCUCUUCUUCGCUAUAUCGAAUCACACACUAACCGUGGUCGAGGUCGACGCGGUUUAUACUAAACCGGUUGAUACCAAAGCAAUCAUGAUCGCUCCCGGUCAAACCACCACCCUCCUCCUCCGCACCGGCCAACAAUUCUCCGGCGGCGAAUUUCUCAUCGCCGCAACUCCUUACAUCACUUCCGUCUUCCCUUUCAACAACUCAACCUCCGUCGGCUUCCUCCGUUACAGCGGCAAAAAAAACAAACCGGAAAAUUCCGAUAUCACACGGCGGAGACGGCGAUUGACGACGUUAUCAACACGCGAGAUUCUCCCAAACAUGCUAGAUACGAAAUUCGCGACGAGAUUCUCCGAUAGCAUCAAAAGCCUCGGAUCUGAAGAGUAUCCGUGUAAAGUCCCGACUACGAUCGACAAGCGCGUGAUCACAACAAUCAGUCUCAACCUCCAAAAUUGUCCGGCGAAUCAGAUCUGCAAAGGCUACGCCGGAAAAAGAUUCUUCGCGUCGAUGAACAACAUCUCCUUCGUCCGACCUCCGAUCUCGAUCCUCGAGAGCUACUACAAGAAAAAAAGCAAAGGGGUUUUCACACUCGAUUUCCCGGAGAAUCCACCGAAUCGAUUCGAUUACACGGGAGUAAAUCCGGUAUCGGAAAACAUGAACACCGAAUUCGGAACGAAGCUAUUCGAAGUGGAAUUCGGAUCUAGAUUAGAGAUCGUGUUUCAGGGGACGAGUUUCUUAAACAUUGAGAACCAUCCUUUACAUGUACACGGACACAAUUUCUUCGUGGUCGGACAAGGAUUUGGGAAUUUCGACGAGGAGAAAGAUCCGGCGAAGUACAAUUUGGUUGAUCCGCCGGAGAGGAACACGUUCGCGGUUCCGACGGGAGGAUGGGCAGCGAUAAGGAUCAAUGCGGAUAAUCCAGGAGUUUGGUUUAUUCAUUGUCAUCUCGAAGAACAUACGUCUUGGGGAUUAGCUAUGGGAUUUAUCGUUAAAGAUGGUCCUCUUCCUUCACAGACUCUGCUUCGUCCUCCUCGUGAUUUUCCUCAGUGUUGA